Messenger RNA from Tripterygium wilfordii, 3141 nucleotides. Its product is annotated as kinesin-like protein KIN-8B. The record is from RefSeq and is a predicted model, not a curated record. Gene Ontology annotation, molecular function: microtubule motor activity; ATP binding; microtubule binding. Gene Ontology annotation, biological process: microtubule-based movement. The coding region runs from base 395 to 2845 and encodes 816 amino acids. NCBI's taxonomy places the organism in Eukaryota, Viridiplantae, Streptophyta, Magnoliopsida, Celastrales, Celastraceae. The transcript is spliced from 15 exons.
UUUUAAUUCCUAUUUAAUGUCUAAUAAUCACUAAAUUAUAUAGAAGGACUCAGAUUAGUGGAAUCCACUAAUUUUACAUAAAUAUUUCAGUUUCUGUGUUUUUUUUUUUAAUUUUUUAUUUAUUUAUAACAAUCCCUUCUUAAAUGCCUAAUUAUUUAUUUCGAAUAACAUUCUUUGAGAAAUGUUGCAAAAGGCCAGGGUUUUGUCGAUCUCUCUGAAGAGCGUUUCUUGGUUUUUGAAUCAAUCCGGCAUUUUUCAGUAGCUCCUCCAGAAUGGAAAUCCGCUGUUGAAACUGUAGUUUUCCCCAAGGCUUUUCCUCAUCAAGCUCCGGACUUGAAAUCCGUUUCCGGAAACUAUUGUUUGUAACGUUGCUUGAAAUCAAUGCCAGUCAAACAUGCCAAGCAUUAGAGCUCCAGCUGGAAUGCGAACGACUACGCUCACGGUCGCCGUCAAAUGUAGGCCUUUGACGGAGAGAGAACGCGGUCGCGAUAUUGUUCGUGUCAAUGACGAUAAAGAGGUGCUUGUGUUAGAUCCUGAUUUGUCGAAAGACUACCUCGAUCGCAUUCAGAACCGAACAAAGGAGAAGAAGUAUUGUUUUGAUCAUGCUUUUAGUCCUGAAUGUUCAAAUUUGGAUGUCUACAAGAAGAGUGUAUCAUCUGUAAUCUCUGGGGUUGUCCAAGGUCUAAAUGCAACGGUGUUUGCUUAUGGUUCUACAGGAAGUGGAAAAACGUAUACAAUGGUUGGGACCCAAGAUGACCCUGGACUGAUGGUUCUCAGUUUGCAUACAAUUUUUAAUCUGAUCAAAAAGGAUGAAAUCUCUGACGAAUUUGAAGUUUCUUGUUCAUAUCUUGAAGUGUACAAUGAAGUAAUCUAUGAUUUGCUUGAGAAAUCGUCAGGUCAUUUGGAACUUAGAGAGGAUCCUGAGAAAGGAAUAAUUGUUCCUGGGUUAAAAUGUAUCAAGGUUUAUUCAGCUGAUAGGAUUCUUGAACUAUUAAACUUGGGUAAUAGUCGACGGAAAACUGAAAGUACAGAGGCAAAUGCAACAUCCUCACGAUCUCAUGCAGUUUUGGAGAUAACUGUGAAAAGAAAACAGAGAAACAAGUAUCAAAAUCAAGUCCUGCGAGGAAAACUUGCACUUGUGGAUCUUGCUGGCAGUGAACGAGCGUCUGAAACGAAUAAUGGAGGUCAAAAACUAAGGGAUGGUGCUAAUAUUAAUCGUUCACUUCUUGCAUUGGCAAACUGCAUAAAUGCUCUGGGGAAACAACAAAAGAAGGGUCUGGCUUAUGUACCUUACCGCAAUAGCAAACUGACACGACUACUUAAAGAUGGUCUGAGUGGUAACUCUCAGACAGUCAUGGUUGCUACAAUAUCUCCUGCUGACAAUCAGUACCAUCAUACUGUAAAUACUUUAAAGUAUGCUGACAGGGCAAAGGAAAUAAAGACCCAUAUUCAGAAAAACGUUGGCACAAUAGAUACCCAUGUAUCAGAUUACCAAAGGAUGAUUGACAGUCUUCAGAUUGAGGUUUGCCGAUUGAAAAAUGAAUUAGCUCAAAAGGAAUCGCAGCCGAGUGUCAAGCCUGCAGAAAAAGCUGCAGAUGAUGAGAUGUCGUGGUUGGAUAUUCUGAGUCGUGAAACCAGUGAAAAUGUUCAGGAAAGGAUAAAUUUACAGAAGGCAUUAUUUGAACUUGAGCAAACUAACAUUAAAAAUCAUAUUGAACUCCAACAUCUUGAUGAUGCAAUUGUGAAGCAGCAGGAGAUUGAAAAGGAGGGCGCUGUUGUAGACGCUUUGAGAGCAAGGCGACAAGUCAUCCUUGACAACAUCCGAGACAAUGAUGAGGCUGGUAUCAAUUACCAAAAGGAAAUUGAAGCAAAUGAGAAGCAUCGAUGUCAACUGCAAGACAUGAUUGAAGAAUCCAUUAAUAACAAUGGCAAUAAAACCUACUUGCGAAUUCUCAGUCAAUACAGGCUCCUGGGAAUGGCUAAUACUGAGCUUCAGUUUGAGAUGGCAAUGCGAGAUCAGAUUAUUCACAACCAACGAGAAGCACAAAGAAACCUAUGGAACUUGCUUAUGGGCAUGGGAGUUGAUGAGGAACGUUUAUCGGUCCUUGCAGCCAAACAGGGGCUAUCAAUUGAAGAUCGUACAAUGACACCUGGUAUGGGGCUUCCCAAAUGGAAGCAGUCACAAAAUUUUGCUUAUGGUAGUUGUGCUCCUAUGGGAUAUGGUUGUCCAGUUGGGCAGUCAUAUUCUAGAUCUUGCAUCUUCCAGCAUCAUCAAUUCCAUCCAGCUCAUACUUCUUGCAAUGAAGAGCAACGUAGUUCCUAUUAUUUGCUAUCUCGCAAUAACUUCCCAUUACCGUAUCUGAGUCUGAGGAGGAGCAGUGAGCAGUGGGUUGGUGGAAGUCCAGGUUCCUGGUUUAGCACUGCUGAUAAGCAUCCUCAAGAUUUGCGCAAUUCAUGCCCAGAUAUGAGAACUCAAGCUUUACGGAAUUGCGAAAGUCACAUGUCAGCUUUGACACACAGUGCUGAUUUCAGCCAGCAUCAUAAUGAUGCAUGGAACAGCAGUGUGAGGCAUCGUCUGUACGAGAGCCCUCAUGUUGGGAUGUGUUGUAGCCAAGACUUAUACUAUGGAUCAUCGAUUGGUCGUGGAGAAGGGACGAAAGGGUUUUUUGAAUACAGUCCAAUGGAUCAUGGCACUGGCAUGCCCAGCUCAAACCAUACAUUUCGAAUGACUGAAGACUCAAAUCACCCUAAUGUACCACACAUACCUUCAUUUGCUGCCACAGGACCAGUAUCUUUUUCUCCUUGUAGGCCUGAUGUCAAAGCUCACCAAUCCAAUUUUGUAUAGUUCUCAUUUGUUCAUUCUUCAUCCUCUUUCCUUUGCCAUGUUUCCUAAUUCUUUACCUGCAAAUGUACAUGUGUAGCAUCAGAGAACUCUUACGCAGCUGGAUUCGCUAGGCCAACCAUUGUGUUCAUGAUUCAUAGGACAUACGGUCUCGAGGGUUUAGCACAUAACUAGUCGGAUACCCUCCCGACUCUUGUAACUUCCAGGAUGUAGGACGAAUAUUGUGCUUGGGUAUGUCUUCUGAACAAAUAUGCUAUUAGAAUGGUUAAAUUUUAAGAAUUUGACAGGCAUUAUUUCGA